Molecule: messenger RNA, 1083 nt
Organism: Apis mellifera (honey bee)
Lineage: Eukaryota; Metazoa; Arthropoda; Insecta; Hymenoptera; Apidae
Product: histone H1.2
Exons: 2
Coding region: 385-1080 (231 amino acids)
Biological process (GO): negative regulation of DNA recombination; chromosome condensation; nucleosome assembly
Cellular component (GO): nucleus; nucleosome
Molecular function (GO): structural constituent of chromatin; nucleosomal DNA binding; double-stranded DNA binding
Source: RefSeq, a predicted model, not a curated record
CCGUGCUCCCAGAUCACAUGGACUGUUCAUUAGGGGUUGGCACAUUUAGCCAUUAGUACGUAUCAAUUGACGAUUAAAGUAAGGGCAUUAUUGUUAGUUAUUAUUGUCAGUAUAUUCCAGUGACAAGUGACCGAUUUUAAAGAAUUAUAAUAUAUAUUCUUUGCCAGUUUAUAAUAGCUAAGUGAUAUCAACGUUAUAUUAUAACGUUAUAUAGUAUAUGUAUUACAAUUAUUUUCUCACACUGGCGAACUAAAAAUUAUUUGCAAAAAUAUUUUUAAUCACAAGUAUGAGUUUUGUGUAAUAGAUAUCUGCCAUAAGAUUGUCAUCUUUCCUUCAGUAUCUACAGUAAAUAAACAGAAAAAAAUUGUUUCUAACAAUUGUAAAAUGGAGGAAAAAGGUAAAACUGUAAUAGAAAAUAUAGAAAAUGCCAAUCCAACAAAGAAAGCAAGAAAGCCUAAAUCUAAGCCGAAAUCACGACGGUCACCAACUUCACAUCCACGGACUUCUGAAAUGGUAAAUGCUGCUAUGAAGGAAUUGAAAGAUCGAAAAGGAUCGUCUUUCCAAGCAAUUAAAAAAUAUAUUUCUUUGACAUAUGAAGUUGAUGGAGAGAAAUUAGCACCUUUUAUUAAAAGAUAUUUAAAAGGAGCUGUUACUUCAGGCACUGUUGUUCAAACAAAAGGUAAAGGUGCUUCUGGAUCAUUUAAACUUUCUACCAAGAGUUCCAUUAAAAGUUCCGACUCAAAAAAGAUUCCGACUCAUCAAACUAUCAAACAAGUAUCAAAAUCUAAAAAAGAAAAAAUUAAAAAAUCUGUUGAAAAGAAAACUUCGCCGUUGCGAAAAUCUGUAUCAUCAAAAAAACUAAGCUCUGCAAAGAAAGCUGAAAGAACUAAGAAAUCAACAAAUGUGAAAAAAUCAACAGUAAAAACAGCUCAAAAAACUGAAAAAGUUAAAUCUAUAAAAGAAUCUAAAACUAUGUCAAAGAGUAAAAAGACGACUAAAGCACCAGCAGCUAAAACGAAAACUCCUAAACCCAAAAAAUCAAUAGCUAAUAAAACAAUUAAAUCAACAGGAAAAAAAUAGUUA